Molecule: messenger RNA, 2088 nt
Organism: Oncorhynchus kisutch (coho salmon)
Lineage: Eukaryota; Metazoa; Chordata; Actinopteri; Salmoniformes; Salmonidae
Product: extensin-like
Exons: 2
Coding region: 1-2088 (695 amino acids)
Source: RefSeq, a predicted model, not a curated record
AUGCCAUUUGGAAAAACAAGGGAGUGGGGAGAACGGAAGCUGGAGACUACGCCUACACACUCCCUCGAUUACGCCUACACACUCCCUCGAUUACGCCUACACACUCCCUCGACCACCCCGACUACGCCUACACACUGCCGCGACCCCCCCGACUACGCAUACACACUGCCGCGACCCCCUCGACUACGCAUACACACUGCCGCGACCCCCUCGACUACGCAUACACACUGCCGCGACCCCCUCGACUACACACUGCCACGACCCCCCCGACUACACACUGCCGCGACCCCCCCCGACUACACACUGCCGCGACCCCCCCGACUACACACUGCCGCGACCCCCCCGACUACACACUGCCGCGACCCCCUCGACUACACACUGCCGCGACCCCCCCGACUACACACUGCCGCGACCCCCUCGACUACACACUGCCGCGACCCCCCCGACUACACACUGCCGCGACCCCCCCCGACUACGCCUACACACUGCCGCGACCCCCCCAACUACGCCUACACACUGCCGCGACCCCCCGACUACACACUGCCGCGACCCCCCCGACUACACACUGCCGCGACCCCCCCCGACUACACACUGCCGCGACCCCCCCCCGACUACACACUGCCGCGACCCCCCCCGACUACACACUGCCGCGACCCCCCCGCUACACUGCCGCGACCCCCCCCGCUACACACUGCCCCCGCUACACACUGCCGCGACCCCCCCGACUACACACUGCCGCGACGCCCCCGACUACGCCUACACACUGCCGCGACCCCCCCGACUACGCCUACACACUGCCGCGACCCCCCCGACUACACACUGCCGCGACCCCCCGACUACACACUGCCGCGACCCCCCCGACUACACACUGCCGCGACGCCCCCCGACUACGCCUACACACUGCCGCGACCCCCCUCGACUACACACUGCCGCGACCCCCCCGACUACACACUGCCGCGACCCCCUCGACUACGCCUACACACUGCCGUGACCCCCUCGACUACGCCUACACACUGCCGCGACCCCCCCCGACUACGCAUACACACUGCCGCGACCCCCUCGACUACACACUGCCGCGACGCCCCCGACUACGCCUACACACUGCCGCGACCCCCUCGACUACACACUGCCGCGACCCCCCGACUACACACUGCCGCGACCCCCCCGACUACACACUGCCGCGACCCCCCCGACUACACACUGCCGCGACCCCCUCAACAACACACUGCCGCGACCCCCUCGACUACGCCUACACACUGCCGCGACCCCCCCCGACUACGCCUACACACUGCCGCGACCCCCUCGACUACGCCUACACACUGCCGCGACCCCCCCGACUACGCAUACACACUGCCGCGACCCCCUCGACUACACACUGCCGCGACGCCCCCGACUACGCCUACACACUGCCGCGACCCCCUCGACUACACACUGCCGCGACCCCCCGACUACACACUGCCGCGACCCCCCGACUACACACUGCCGCGACCCCCCCGACUACACACUGCUGCGACCCCCUCGACUACGCCUACACACUGCCGCGACCCCCCCGACUACGCCUACACACUGCCGCGACCCCCCCCGACUACGCAUACACACUGCCGCGACCCCCUCGACUACACACUGCCGCGACGCCCCCGACUACGCCUACACACUGCCGCGACCCCCUCGACUACACACUGCCGCGACCCCCCCGACUACACACUGCCGCGACCCCCCCCCGACUACACACUGCCGCGACCCCCCCCGACUACACACUGCUGCGACCCCCUCGACUACGCCUACACACUGCCGCGACCCCCCCGACUACGCCUACACACUGCCGCGACCCCCUCGACUACGCCUACACACUGCCGCGACCCCCUCGACUACGCCUACACACUGCCGCGACCCCCCCGACUACGCAUACACACUGCCGCGACCCCCCCCGACUACGCCUACACACUGCCGCGACCCCCCCGACUACGCCUACACACUGCCGCGACCCCCCCCCGACUACACCUACACACUGCCACGACCCCCCCCCCCCCGACUACACCUACACACUGCCGCGACCCCCUCGACUACACACUGUCGCGACCCCCCUGA